UGGAGCAGUCAGCCUCAGCACUAGUCAGCAGUCAGAAUCUGACUGUCAGAUCAGAGUGCAUUUCAGACAAGUUUUAUUUAUUAUCGCAGAUCAUCAUAAAUAUUUCAUCCUAUUUCGGAAAAGUAUGUGACUCAUUUUGUAUUUCAUAUUUUGAACGAGAUAAAUAAUGGAGAAACAAUUAGAGACCAAGGCACCUGAGAAAAAACCAAAACCAUCAUUCAUCAAUGCGAAAUCCACAAAGAUCUCGUCAACAUCUCCUCAUCAAGUUCAGGAUGCGGGAUAUAAUCUUGUGGACGCACUUUUGAAGCAUGACCAACAUUUGGAUGAAAGACUUGAAGGACUGGUUAUUCAGAGUGACGAUACCCAGGAAAAGGUUUCGAAAUUGGAACAGGAGUUGAAAGAUUUGAAGAAAACGUCGCAGGAUUAUGAUGACCAAAUUGCAACCCUCGAAGCUAAAACUUCUGCCGUAUUCGACAAUGCGACGACCAAACUCAUAAAGAAAUAUUUAGCUAUUUAUGAAAGACUGAAGACUGACGAAAAAUUAUUUAAGACGUCUUGUAACGAAGAGUUGGAAAGAUUGCAACUGGAAUUGGCGACGCAUGAUGAUGUCACGGAUGCAAAUAAAGCCGACCUCCAGGCCCAGUUGGACAAAUACAAGGAACGAAUUGAAGAGGGGAGAAUUGAGCUGGCUUCAAUCAAUAGAAAAGUUGCCACUUUAAAGCGUCAAAUAGAACAGGUUCCUAAUCGACAGGAAUUAAGGGAAUAUCGCCUUCGCUUUUCAGAGCUUUAUAAUCAAGUUUCUGGAACACAUCGAUCCACCAAGCAAUUUUUCAGCCUCUAUAACUCACUAGAGGACACCAAAAGAUAUUUAGAAAAAGAACUGUCUUUGCUUAAUUCUAUUGUGGAUUCAUUCCAAGUAGUCAGCGGGAGUGCCUCGGGACGUGAAGACUUUUGUCGACAACUUCAGCAGACGCAUGACGGAAUGAAAGAAACGUGCUCCAAAGUCGAGAAAAGGUUACAGACUGAAAAACUUGGAGUGGAAAAAAUGCAUAUCGAAUUCCAAAAGCUGGUGGACUUGAAGGUGUCGUAUGAAAAAUGCCUAAAGGAAUUGGAAGCAGAAUGUAAAAGAAAUGAUCACCUCUUGGCCGAGUGUAAAGAUUUUGAAAAAUCGGCAGUUCCAACAACAAAUUAGUCAUUUUUUACAUCUUUCUUUCUGUAUGGUGUGUAAAUAUAAGUAACUGACAGAAUAAGUUAUUAUUGUGUGUUCGCUAUCGCUCUUUCAAAUGGUACCAGACUUGGUGUUUGUAAGAAAACCAUACUGGUGGCAUAUGCCAGUCGUUUGUGAAGCGUUUUGACUCCUAGUCCUCCGAAACUAUAAUCAAUAGAGAUUAAUUUAAGUUUAUGCUAUUAUAACAUACGAGUAUAUUAUAGCGUGUGUACAUUGCAGUGUAUGAUCGCGACGAAAUUGUUGGGGAUUUCCUAAAAAUAAAUAAUAUAUAUACACACAUAUAUAUCUGAAAUAUUAAUGUAAAUAACUACUAACAAAUUUACCAUGAAUUUUUCAAAAGGGUGAAAUACAUUUCUUGAACGACUCUAACAUAAU
Molecule: messenger RNA, 1603 nt
Organism: Folsomia candida
Lineage: Eukaryota; Metazoa; Arthropoda; Collembola; Entomobryomorpha; Isotomidae
Gene: fidipidine
Product: coiled-coil domain-containing protein 93
Exons: 7
Coding region: 167-1192 (341 amino acids)
Biological process (GO): Golgi to plasma membrane transport
Source: RefSeq, a predicted model, not a curated record